This is a messenger RNA of Pedinophyceae sp. YPF-701, 480 nucleotides long. NCBI's taxonomy places the organism in Eukaryota, Viridiplantae, Chlorophyta, Pedinophyceae. The record is from the annotation of a GenBank genome assembly.
AUGGGGAAGAAGGCUCGCGAGCGUAAGAAGGCCGGCAGCCUGGCGCUGGAGGAUGUAGCGGUCCGCCGUGAACCCGCGAAGGACGAGUCGGGAGACGAGAUGCGGAUGAGUGAUGACGAGGGAGCGGCGCUGGGCUCAGCAAACCCGUUCGGCUUCCUUGCUGCUGGCGGCGACGACGUGGACGGGGACAAGGGGGCGGACAAGGGCGAGGACCUGAAGAUGGACGACGACGCAGACAUCUUCGGACUCAAAGCGCAGCGGUCCCAGGUGUCGGCGCGCCAGCGCAAGCGGCAUGCGUCGCGCUCGCCCGGGGUCGCGCUGAAGCUGACGGGCAAGCGGGGGAACAACACCAUGAAGCAGCGCCGACGAAAGUUGCAAGCCGCGGAGAAGGCGAUCAGCUUCAACAGCAAACUCGGCGCGAAGGCAACGCGAGUCAAGUCGAAAGCGCUGACGCGCAAGAAGCUCAGCAACCUCUACUAG